This is a messenger RNA of Symbiodinium sp. CCMP2592, 978 nucleotides long. NCBI's taxonomy places the organism in Eukaryota, Dinophyceae, Suessiales, Symbiodiniaceae. The record is from the annotation of a GenBank genome assembly.
AUGGGCAAAAAGCUUUCGGAGGCAUCCACAGGUCUCCUGAGCCAGAUGGGUCAGGCGGACAUGGACACGGACCCGUCUCGGGAAAAGAGGGGGGAUCUGGACUUCCAGACCCCACUGACAAAGUGGAAAGGCGACGCCAAAGGCGACGCCAGGACGGAUGCCCAGGAGGGACAGAGCAACGGGAAGGGCGGCUCCACUUCUCCCGGGGCCCAGGAACAUCCUAGAUCCGACACAGCAGUCGGGCCAGCGCAGCCAGGUCGGAAUUGGGGCAACCAGCGCUACCAGGGCAAUGGAUCUUGGGGCAAGGAUCUCUCCUCCCGAGGAGAGAGGCAGGAUCAGGCCCAGAAGGACCAGAUGCGGCAGAUGGCGGAAAUCCUCAGGGCCAUUGCACGGCUAUGCCUGAGGCUGGAGGACUUUCAGUCCAUCCAGUGUUUGGACUGCGAGUUCGUGAUUUUCUUGCAGACACCCCACAGCAACAACCCUCGCAGCAUUACGGAGCAGCUGUAUCAGGUGGGUCAGGAGUGGCACGCCCAAAAGGAAUCGGCCCCGGAAUCCAUCUCACAGCCGAUGCGGAACGUGCUCCUCUUCUGCAUGAUCACAGCCCUCUUGAGGAAGGUUCAGGAACUGGAGUCCGACUUGGAACAGAUGCAGAAGGUCACGGAGGCCGGGCUGGUGGACCUUCUUGGACACAAGGAAGUAGUGGACUACCUCAAUGCCAUUCUGAGGCUGAGUGCACACCAACAGGUGGUGGGGAGAUUUCACGCUCUCCACCAGAUGGUGGAAAAGCAGUCCACGGACAUCGCGCCCUUCUCCUUGAUCAUACACGGCCGAACAGAGGAGAGCUUGCAAAUGUAUACCUACUUCAAAAAGCUCUCCCGCUGCAGUAUCUGGCACCUGAUUGCAGCAUCGAUGAGACCGGGCAAGUUAGGGCGAAGCCCUUUGGCGAAAGCCAUCGAGAGAAUGCUGAAGGACAUCUGA